GGCCCGGCCCGGCCGCCGCCUCCCGCCCCUCGCUCCGCCCCGGUCGCGGCCCGACCCAGCGGGAGGAAGAUGGCGGCGCUCAUCCCCCUCAGCCAGCAGUUUUCUACUGGGAAUCCGAUAUAUGAAACAUAUUACAAACAGGUAGAUCCAACAUACACAGGGAGAGUUGGGGCAAGUGAAGCUGCUCUGUUUCUUAAAAAAUCUGGUCUCUCUGAUAUCAUCCUUGGAAAAAUAUGGGAUUUGGCUGACCCAGAGGGUAAAGGAUACUUAGAUAAACAGGGUUUCUACGUUGCGUUGCGCCUUGUAGCAUGUGCACAGAACGGCCACGAUGUAAACCUGAGCAGUCUGAAUUUGACUGUGCCACCUCCUAAAUUUCAUGACACUAGCAGUCCUUUACUGAUCACACCACCCUCAACAGAGACUCACUGGGCUGUUAGGGUGGAAGAAAAAGCAAAGUUUGAUGGUAUUUUUGAAAGCCUUUUGCCAGUAAAUGGUUUACUUUCAGGAGACAAAGUAAAACCAGUACUGAUGAAUUCAAAGCUACCUCUUGAUAUCCUUGGAAGGGUCUGGGAUCUCAGUGAUAUUGAUAAAGAUGGUCACCUGGACAAGGAUGAAUUUGCUGUGGCAAUGCAUUUGGUUUAUAGAGCUCUUGAGAAAGAGUCAGUUCCUUCACAAUUGCCUCCUUCUCUCAUACCACCUUCUAAAAGAAAGAAGACAUCAGUCUUUCCUGGUGCAGUCCCUGUUCUCCCUGCAAGUCCUCCCCCAAAAGACAGCCUCCGUUCCACCCCAUCCCAUGGCAGUGGCACCAGCCUGAACAGCAUAGGGAGCUUGUCUCCCAAGCACAGCAUCAAACCAGCACAACCAGCUGUUAAUUGGGUGGUACCAGUGUCUGAAAAAGUGCGAUAUGAUGAAAUUUUCUUAAAAACAGACACAGACUUGGAUGGGUUUGUGAGUGGCCAAGAAGUAAAGGAUAUUUUUAUGCAUUCAGGUCUAUCUCAGAAUCUCCUAGCACAUAUAUGGUCUUUGGCAGACACGAGACAGAUGGGAAAGCUCAGCAAAGACCAGUUUGCACUCGCCAUGUAUCUCAUUCAGCAGAAGGUCAGCAAAGGGAUUGAUCCUCCACAAGUGUUAACUCCAGAUAUGAUCCCUCCCUCAGACAGAAACACACCCAUCCAGACUCUGUCAGGUUACUUGACCCCUGUAGGAACUGAGAUCUCAGCACUAACAGAAAUGCGGCGUGAUAGUGCAAGUUCUGUUGGAUCGGGAGAAUUUACAGGGGUGAAGGAGCUGGAUGAUAUUAGUCAAGAAAUUGCACAGCUGCAGAGAGAAAAAUAUUCUCUGGAGCAGGACAUUAGGGAAAAGGAAGAAUCGAUCAGACAGAAAACCAAUGAAGUUCAGGAGCUGCAAAAUGAUUUAGAUAGGGAAACAAGUAACUUGCAAGAGCUGGAGGCUCAAAAACAAGAUGCCCAAGACCGCCUGGAUGAGAUGGACCAGCAGAAAGCCAAACUGAAAGAUAUGCUGAAUGAUGUAAGGCAGAAAUGCCAGGAAGAAACACAGGUGAUUUCAUCACUAAAAAUGCAGAUUCAGUCUCAGGAAUCAGAUUUAAAAUUACAGGAAGAUGACCUUAAUAGAGCAAAAGCAGAGCUGAAUCGCCUCCAGCAAGAAGAGACUCAGCUAGAGCAGAGUAUCCAGGCUGGAAAAGUGCAGCUUGAAACAAUAAUCAAAUCUUUAAAAUCAACCCAGGAAGAAAUAAACCAGGCAAGAAGUAAACUCUCUCAGCUGCAAGAAAGCCAUCAGGAAAUGAAUAAGAGCAUUGAAGAAUACAGUGAAGCUCUCAAUGGGAUUCAUGGUGGGAGUUUGACGAAUUUAGCAGACAUGAGUGAAGGCCUUGGGCAGACAGAAAGAAGCAAUUAUGGAGCUGUGGAUGAUCCAUUUAAGAAUAAAGCUUUGAUGUUUACCAAUAAUACACAAGAAUUGCAUACAGACCCAUUCCAGUCAGAUGAUCCUUUCAAAUCUGAUCCAUUUAAGGAAGCAGACCCCUUCAAAGGCAGUGACCCAUUCCAGCAUGACCCUUUUGCAGAACAGCCACCUGCUCCAGCAGAUCCCUUUGGAGGAGAUCCAUUUAAGGAAAGUGACCCAUUUCGUAGUUCUGCCCCUGAGGAUUUCUUCAAGAAACAGGUGAAGAGUGACCCAUUUACCUCAGAUCCAUUCACAAAAAACCCCACUUUACCCUCAAAGACUGACCCUUUUGAAAGCACUGAUCCUUUUACGUCUUCCAGUAUCUCUUCAAAAGGUCCAGAUCCAUUUGGAACACUGGAUCCAUUUGGAAGUGGUGCUUUCAGUGGUGGUGAGGGAUUUGCAGACUUCAGUCAGAUGUCAAAGUCAGUACCUUCAGACCCCUUUGCUUCCUCUUUUGGAGGGACAGGAUUCACAGAUGACCCUUUCAAAAGCAAAUCAGACACACCAGCAUUACCACCCAAGAAAAAUGUCCCUCCACGACCCAAGCCACCCAGUGGUAAAAGUACUCCUGUAAGCCACCUUGGGUCUGCAGAUUUUCCCAAGCCCCAUGAUCCAUUCCAGCCAUUUGGGGCUGACAGCAGUGACCUGUUUCAAAGUAAAAAGGGGUUUGGGGACCCAUUUAGUGGAAAAGAUCCAUUUGCUCCCUCCUCUUCAAGUAAAACUUCUAAAGACUCUUCCUUGGGUUUUGCAGACUUCAGCUCUUUUGGAAAUGAGGAACAGCAGCUGGCCUGGGCAAAGAGAGAGAGUGAAAAAGCAGAGCAGGAAAGACUGGCUCGGUUGAGGAGACAAGAACAAGAAGACCUUGAGUUGGCCAUUGCACUCAGUAAGGCUGACAUGCCAAACUCAUAAAGAGGGUCUUGGCCUCCACCCUGUUCAAGAGAAACCUUGGAACAAAGCUUUUAUAAAAAUACUAAAUCCUUGGUUUAUAUUUGUGAAAAUAAUUUAAGUCACCUUCAGAUCUAAACAGGACUGGCUGGUUUUGUCUGACCAGGCUCUGUGUGGCUUCUCAAGUGCAUAACCUGCAGGAAUCACUGUAUAAGCUGUAUUGUAUGUUCUAGAUAAAAUUUAUUGCUUGUAAGAAAUUUAAUGUGUAAUCCUAAGGUACUGAAAGUUUCUUUAUCUGAAACACAAAUGUUGCAUAGAGUAAACUGCAGCUUGUGAAUCUGGUUUUUCUUAUAACCUGAAUUCCACUGGGUCUUUGAGGCUGCAGUAUGGAUUUAAAAGAAAAGGCCAUAAAAAGAGAAUAUAGAAUUAGGUUUCACUUGUUACAUUUAUUUAAUAAUUCAUGGUAGGCUAAUCAGUACUUCUUCUGCAUCAUCUAUGUCAAAGCAUAAAUUCAUUGGUAUUUUUAUCCAGAAGUUGUGGCUUUUUGCAAAAGAAUCUGACAAUUGAUAUAUGAUGGAUACAAUGAACUCUAUAAAACAGUACAAAUUUGAAGACUGGAAAUUAGUAGUUCUUCUAAUUUAAACUUUUGUUUGCAUUGAGUCUUAAUAAUUGUAUAGGACUAAAAGUGGAAAUUAAUUUAGUAAAUGGGAUAAAUAAUUUAGCAGUCAAAUUUAUGAAGUAAAAAUUUGCUUUAGUGCAAGCAAACAGGAUUGCAAGGUGGUGAUAUACAUUUGGGUGCUGCUUUAAUGUGACAUCAAGAAAUGAAGUGGUGGAAAAGUUGCCAUGUUUGAGGAGUGCUCCCCCCUAGCACUCAUUGUACCCUCAUUUACUCCAACUCCCAGCACACAGAAUAGGUUGUGUUAGCCAGGUGACCCUCUGGGGCAGUCUCUACCUCUGCUUCUUCAAUUCCACCUCUUUGGGGUUACAGAUCAAGCAGCUUUAGCUGAAAUGAAGCCAAGUUGAAUCAGAUUUUAGUUGCCAAACACACAUUCAUGCAUCAGUUCUGGCACCACUCUCUGGUUGGCUCUAAAAUCCAGUUUGCAGGACUCAGACCAGGUAGGAACAGGUUUUAUAUGCACUGAAUGCUUCCACCUGGAAAACACAACACAGAAUGUGUUUGACGUGUCAUAGAAAAAAUGAGUCUGUGAAUUUAAUUUGCUUGCUAGAAAUGCCUUUUCUGAUUACAGGAAUUCUAAAACUUCUAUUGUGUUUGCCUUGGAAUUUUCUGUCUGGUAGAGUAGGGAUCUAGCACAGCAUUUUUAAAUGUCCUCAGUCUUCUUUCCUGCCCUUUGUUCUCUGGGAAUACAAAAGCUUUACAUUCUGUGUUCUUACUGAUGUGGCCCUUGUCUUACAACAUUUUCUCUUUUUUUUAAUGCAUCAUCUUCAAUGCAUUUCUAUUUUUUAUGUCCUUGUUUCCUUUUAUUUUCGUACUACAAUGAUAGUGCCUGUUCAGUGAAUGAAAGCAAUCUUUCCCUGUUCAGUUGGGAUUGCCUUAUCCUGGAUGCUUUCCUUACACAGAGGAGUCAGACUGGAUCUUUUUUAGCAUCUUGGUAGCUUUCAGCUCUGAAAUGCAGCCAGGAUUUGUAGUCUCAGGCUUUAGUGGGGAGGUAGGUGGAUGGGUGGGUGUGCAGACACACACAUCUAUUCAUGUUUAGGAUGUUACUUUUAGGAGUCACAGCUCCCCUUUUGCUGUGUGUCUCAUGUGCUAAUGGUACUACAAAUAAUGUAAACCUUUUAUUCUCCUCAGAAGAAGAUUUAUUUCUAAUACCAAAACCACCCAUAUAAUGGUCUUUAAUACUGUCCUUUAAUGAUUCUUUUGGGAUGCAAUAGAAGCUGUUUCUAAUUUUGAAGAACCUGAUUUGAGAUCCCCUCCCAUUGCAAUAAUUUUUCUCUAAUAUAUGUUUGAUUAAUAUAUGUGAUCAAACAUACUAAAACACAAAAAAUUCUCUCUUCUGUUGGUGUAUAGAACUUGAAAUCUCUGAGAACUAACUUGUGUCUGUCUUUAGGUAGCAUGAUAAAACUUCUGCUGUGAAAGAGCAAUUUUCAAAAGCAAGUGACUGCAAGAUUCUCAGUGCAGUUAUACAAACUGUACCCAUGUGUAAGAUCCUCCUGUUCACUUGGACCCGAGUCCUUGUGUCUCUUCUGCUACAAUAAAAUUUAGUAAGUAAUACCAGUUCUGGAUGGGAUGAUAUCACUCCAGUGGGACAGGUGGAUGACUAAAGAGCUUGAUGCAUUUUUGAAGUUCUGUACCAUAAGAAGACUUUCUGCUGCUUUGUCAGAUCCCUAAAACACUGACUUUAUAAUGCUUCUAGGCUAAUGCGAUGAUGUUUUCAAGAUGUCCAGCAGGGAGACAGUAAUGUGAAUUAAUCCAGCAUUCUGUAUAGUGUUAGGGCUUGUUUUUGUAUUUCCUUAUUGACUCUUCCUCAUAUUUGCUUGGACAGUAACUGCAGAUCAACCAAUGAACAGGGACAGAACCCAAUAUAUUGUCUAUGCACAAUAUUAGAUUUAGGAACCUUAAAUUUACUGAAACACUCUUGAUUCAAAUUGUUGUCACUGCAGUAGAAGAAAACCUAGCUGUGAUUUCUUGCUUUGUAUUUAAUACGGUUUUCCAUAUAAAAAGGAAGAUUCCCCACAUUCUUUCCCUAUGCUGUAACUCAGUGUUUGUACAAUACCUGCACUUGCUCUUUGAGGCAAAACUUUACUGCAAGACAUUGCUCUUCUUCCUCUAGACCAGUGAAAUUUAAAGCACAAACAGGCCUGUUGCUAUUUGAGCAGAGAAAAUACAUACAAUGUAAGAUAUGGAAAAUGUGAAUACCCCCAGUGCAUAUACAGUGUACAGUGAGAUCCAUAUUAUUUGUGUCUAUGUGUAUAUAUACAUAUAUAUAUAUAGAGAGAGAGAGUAUUGUAUAAUGUAAUCAUAGUGUGUGUAUAUACAUGUUCACAUGCUCUGUCCAGUAUAUAGUUCCUUGUGCUGUACAUAAAAUAUGUAUAUACAGUGAAUAUGUAGACUACGCAUAUAUAUUCUAUAUAUUAAAGCUUGUGUGUAUGAAUUCUGUAACCACAGAUGGAUACAGAAUUGAAUCUUUACAGAAAAUCAGAUUAGCUCAUGGCUCUGAGAGUUUUAAAGUCCUGGUUAAAGAAAAGAGGAGAAAUUAUUUCUAAUCAAUUUGUAUCAAGAUUUCUUUCAUUGACAUGAAAAACUGUGUUCAUUAGCUGUGCCAGGUGUAAGAGAACCCUGGCAGAAAGUAGUAAUUAUCUGCACUGGAUGUAAUUUCACAUUCUUUGUAGUUUUUAAAGUAUCUGUUUGGAAUGUACGUUCAACUGCUGAUCUUGCAUGUCAUGUUUCUUCUCUGGGCGGAGGCAGUGAGUUUUCUUCUAUGCUUGCUCGUAUAUUCCCUCUUCCCUCUUUCCUGUCUUUUCCUUUUGAAAAAAUUAUUUGUGGGGAGCUGUUCCCAUACACACACACCAGACAGUCACAGGCAAAGGUGGAAAACAUGUUUUUCUUGCUUCAUUCCAGUUAGAUUGGUUACACAUAAUUGUCAUCUGGAUUCCAGCUCUGUGUUUCCUCCAUUUCCACCUUAAACUUUUACUUCAGGAGGAACAAAUAUCCAUUGCAUAUUUGGCUUAGAGGAAAGAGUGGGGGUGAUUCUUCUUUCUACUUAGAUAAAUUAUUAGCCUCUGUGGUACCUUCAGUGAUCAGUCAGAGUUUAGCAGGGUUUUAUGGUGGCACACAUGUUUUAUAUAGAAUAUAUACUACUGGAUGGACUUGUGGAAAGCCUCUGUGGAUUGCACAGAGCACUGAGGCACAUCAAUUAAACAGGACAGACAGACAGUUGUUCACGUUGAACCUGCCCAUGCAGACAGUGCACAUAGGGCACAGAUAUUGAAUUACCACAUUGCCCCUCACAGAACUGUGUGUUCACGUUUGCCUUCGGUGGUUUCCCUCAGUUACCUUCAAACCUCCCAGUCACCCUGCAAUAAAAACAGAUGCUCAUAAAAGUCAUACUUCCACAAUAAUGCUGUAAGAAAUAUUUUUAUAUAGGCAACUUUUUCUUCAUGGAACCUCUGCCCUGUGAGGAUCAUCAGUCCUUCCUCUAUCUUGUUCCAUGUACUGUGCUCUCAAAGUGUAGGAAGUUCCAAGCUGUGUCUAUGUAAGCCUUUUUAUUUUUAAUUCCCAUCUGUGAAAUCUGUUGGCACUAUUGUAGAAAUCAUUUUGUCAUCUUACGCUCAAGGAUAGCACACUUUUCUUGAAUUCUUCUUACAAUCCUUUUGGGGUUACUAUUUCUUCUUUAGUGUUUCUCCAUUGAGAAGAAUAUUUGUUCUGUAGAACCGUGGCCCAAGGAGUUUUUUUCCAAGUAGAAUUGUUGCUUUCCCUUGUGUAAGAGUUUGAUUUCUCCUUUCUUCUGUAUUUUUUCCCUCCCUCUCGGGAAUUUAAUUUCUGCUUAAUCCUCAUUUAGAGCUGGAACUCUGUUGAUGUGAAUUGAUCUCUGCUGUUAAUCAUCUAAUUCAAUUAUCUUCCUAUACUAGUGAAACAGCCAGGUUUUUGGUUAUAUAUUUGGUUAUAUAUUGCAUCUAUGUAGACUUCACAACAACCAUCUUUUCUUAGAAAGGAAUUCUGCUUGGAGUAUGAUGGAAUCAUAGAAGAUUUAUUUUUAGAGUAAAUAUGUUUACUGUAAUUCAUUGACACAUCUGUUUGAUCAGUUGAUAUACUGCUCUUUUUACUUGAAAGUUUUAUAAAUAAAGGCUAAUUUGUUAUAAAAUGGAAUUUUCAUUUUCCCAACUUCUGCCUCUCCCUUUAAAUUUCAAAGGAAAGCUCCUAGGCACUGUGGUUCCUUCUGCUGUUGCAAGUGCAGAGUGCUCUUCUGGCGUCCCUUUUAAUAUAUCAUUCUUCAGUCUGAUCCGAAAAGGUGGAAACACAAAGUGGAAACUGCAGUGUUGACCUAAAUCUGACUAUUAU
Molecule: messenger RNA, 7861 nt
Organism: Camarhynchus parvulus
Lineage: Eukaryota; Metazoa; Chordata; Aves; Passeriformes; Thraupidae
Gene: EPS15L1
Product: epidermal growth factor receptor pathway substrate 15 like 1
Exons: 25
Coding region: 70-2868 (932 amino acids)
Biological process (GO): endosomal transport; endocytosis
Cellular component (GO): clathrin coat of coated pit; cytoplasm; plasma membrane
Molecular function (GO): calcium ion binding; cadherin binding
Source: RefSeq, a predicted model, not a curated record